Messenger RNA from Cavia porcellus (domestic guinea pig), 804 nucleotides. Its product is annotated as speedy protein E4-like. Bases 1 to 804 code for a protein of 267 amino acids. The transcript has 5 exons. Gene Ontology annotation, biological process: positive regulation of cyclin-dependent protein serine/threonine kinase activity. The record is from RefSeq and is a predicted model, not a curated record. Lineage: Eukaryota; Metazoa; Chordata; Mammalia; Rodentia; Caviidae. Gene Ontology annotation, molecular function: protein kinase binding.
AUGCCUCCUUCAGAAUCAGAAUCUGAGAAGGAGAAGGAGGAGAAUCAAAAGGGGGACUAUGCCUCAGCCCUGAGGGGGAGCCCCAGCCUCUCACCUCGGUCCUCUGGCUACAAGGGCAAGAGGGGGUGCUCAUCAGAGGCCAAGGAAGAGCAGAGGGGAGGGCCCCGGUGCUCUGAUGUAGCACCUCGGGAAGGUAACAGGCUUCCACCUCGCAAGAGAUGGAGGGAGUAUCUGUCCCUGAUGGAAAAGGAGCAGCGACAGCCAUUGCGAUGCCUACGCCCUGCAUCUUUUACCCACCCGGGUGACAAGGAGAUGCCCUGUGGCCUGAAGAGGAAGAUGAAGAGGAAGCAUCUGUUCUCAGUGCUGCCUGAGCACCACGAGGCCUUCACUCGGCUGCUCGAGGAUCCGGUCAUCAAGAGUUUCCUGGCCUGGGAUAAAGACCUGAGAGUCUCUGACAAGCACCUCCUGGCCAUGGUCAUCGCUUACUUCAGCCGGGCCGGCCUCUUCCCCUGGCAGUACCAGAGGAUCCACUUCUUCCUGGCGCUAUACCUGGCCAACGACAUGGAGGAGGAUGACCAGGCUCCUAAAGUAGACAUCUUCUUGUUUCUCUAUGACUGGAAUUUGAAAAAGGUUCCCCAGUUCCACAAGCUGCGCUACCAAUUCAUCUGCUGCAUGGACUGGAACCUCAGGGUGACCCGAGAGGAGUGUGAGGAGAUCCAAGCCUAUGACCCUGCACUCUGGGUGUGGAGCCGAGAUCGCGCCCUCAUCCCUGGACCCUGGUACCCCGAGAACAGUGCCCUCUAG